AUGAGUAAGCGACCGGCAGAUCAGACUUUGGAGAAUCCGAGUGCACAAAUGGUGAAGAUUAACUAUGCCGACGGCGACGAUCAGCUGGUAAGCGACGGUGACAGCCUGGUCACCAGUGACUCUGACAUUGACUCGGCUGUGGAUGAUAUGACCACAUUCCCAGGCGAAGGGAUGACGUUGGCUGACGAUCGCUGCGUUUCUCUCAACACGCGCCUCAUACUUAAGUUAUUUGGUGAUCGCUCAACCAAGCACGAGGCUCGUGCCGCUGAGUACAUUGCCAAUAUGUGGCAAUCGCCGUCACCAAUUCCAACCGUGGAAGGUUAUCUCAACUUCAUCUCGGAGAUGUAUCCAUCCGCACCCCAAUCUGGUGUUGCGAGAUCAUGGAACAAGUUGAAGAAGUACUUCUCGGGUGAGGAGAAUACCAACUUGGCAGAUAUUCAAGACUUGAUCAACAUUUCGGAGACACCUGCAACCAGCACCAACAUAUCACCUCCACUUCGCCGUGUGAGUGUGCCAGAAGCAACUUACUCGGCAUUGCGACUACGCACGACCUCAAACCGAUCGAAAGGCAACAGAAUCAGCAACAGCAGCGACAGCAACAGUACCAACAACAACGGUACCAACAGCAACAGUAGCAACAGCAGGAGCAGUACCAUCAGUGGAGGACAACUGUCGCCGGCAACGAUCCUCAAGAUGCAGACACUGUUCAGGAAGAACUUUGUCGAGUUUGGCGGCAACGUCUGGAAGCUGCCUUCUGGAGUCAUCUUGGACAACCUACUCGCGGCCCACGUUGAGAGGCUGCCAUACGAAUCCGCUUUGCGACGUCAUGGGGGUUCUGCGGCUGGCGACGGACGGGAAGGACCAAGCAUUCUUCUCGUGGAUCGACCUAAGAAGCAGCUGCCCGCCCUUUCUACACCAGAGAAGGCGUUCUUGAAGAAGUACAACCUGCUUCCAGACGAUUUGCGCAACCUACUGGCCGCCAGUAGUUAG
Molecule: messenger RNA, 990 nt
Organism: Linnemannia hyalina
Lineage: Eukaryota; Fungi; Mortierellomycota; Mortierellomycetes; Mortierellales; Mortierellaceae
Source: the annotation of a GenBank genome assembly